UGCGAAGCUCAGUCUGGCUUGGUCUUCGGUUCGCGGCGGUUCUUCUCCUGGCUUUUAGGAGUUGUACGGAAGUGGUUCUCGGUUGUUCUCGACAGUGAUGGUGGUGGUGGAAAUGGUGUCAGUGUGUUAGUUUGUUAUAACUAGAGAAGGGGAGAUGGAUGGUAGGGCAAACAAACAACAAGAAAAGGAAGAAGAAGAACAGCAACAACAACAGGAGCAGCAGCAGCAGCCGUCGAGGCAGAUCCAGCAAGGAUAACGCACACAUAAUGGAAAACGCUUAAUUUUCCGUCGAUAUUUAGUCUGGGGGAAAAAAGUGGUUGGAAAAGUGAAGUUUUUCUCUAUGGAAGUGGUGGUAUUUGUGUGUGAGUGUGUGGGCAGUAGAGGAAUGUAAAGUUUCCAGGAAUUUGAAGAAGGUGAUUUCGCUGGGUCUUACCGAUAAAGAGCAAGUCAUGUGAAGAAGAUCCUAGAAGAGAGAUACUACUCAAACAAGCAAGCAAUACACACAGUGUUGGUGUUCUUUCGGAUGGUUUUCCGACCAGUUCUUGAGUUGUUAUGAUUUUCACUUCACUCCAUCGCUAUUCGUGUUACUCCUUUCCGAAGGCCAAGGCUCUCCAGCGACCUACAGCACUAGUUCGGCACUAGUUUAGUGAGUGAAUUCCGGAGCUUGGUGAUGCCGUAAGAGGCCGCAGAGUGUUUCCCGUGUCAGCUGAAUGUCCUGUCGGGGCCAAGUGUUGUGUUUAUAGAAGCCGUCCGUGGGCAACUCAUCGGCGCUCGCGAAGUUGCAGUGAAUUCCACAAAGUGCAAAGUUUUCGUCAACCCCCCCAACGCCCCCUAACAAGGAUACCACCAAUCUUUGGUCUCUGUCCAAACAGGCCGAUCGCAGUACGCCAUGGUGUCGUCGACGCCGCGAUUGCAGCUCAGUGUGAAUAAUUUACGCAAAUUGAGGAAAAUAUGGAUACAAAUUUUCCUCCUCGUGCUGAUGCUGAAUGCGCAUGUGCUCGGUGUGACAUCUCAGCAGCAGCAGCUGCAAAAAGAGCUUCAGCAGCAGCAAACGCCGACCAAUUUGCCAUCGCCACAGAAACGAGGCGGUAACACCGACUCGAGCAAGGACCACUGCAAUAAAACGGUCGACAUCUACGAGGAUGUGGCCUCGCCCGAGGUGACCAAUCUCAACCGUAACAGACCGCUGACGUGCUGGUACCGGUUCCGGAGCUUUCGCGGCGCGCCCCGUGACUGGGUGCUGCGGUUGAACUUUAAAAAGUUCAAAGUGGGCACGCUGCUCAACGCAACGCACUGCGACGGGGGCUAUCUGCAGAUUGUGGACGGCAAUGCCAAAACCGACGUGUCGAACCGCCGUGAGCCGGGCCAGUUUUGCGGCGAGUCCGAACAACCGCAAACAUUCAUCAGCGAAACAAGUGCCGUCAAAAUCGUCUUUCACACCGAUAAUUUCACCGAUCAGACAUACUUUGCCUUCGACUCCCGGGCGGAACAACAGAUGGAAGUGUUCAAUCGAUACGGUCCCCACCCGGAGCUUUAUCCGAACCGGCGCGGCGAGGUGGUGCAAGGGUCGUACUGUGAGCGCGAGUUCCGCGACUGCCGGCUGCAAACGUGUUACGUCCAGUCGCCGGCCUACCCGGGAAUCUACCCGCGGGCGCUCAAGUGCCGGUACCGGCUCCACACCCGGCUGCCCUUCAUCAAGCUGUACAUCCAGAACGAGCAGUUUGCCGUCGACGGUCAGAGGUGUGAAAACAUCAUGACAUGCCCGAUGAAGGAGAUUGGCUCCGGCUCGGAUCACUGUCCGUACGACUGGCUGGCCGUGUACGAUGGCCGCGACGAGCACGCGCCACCGAUCGGCAAAUUCUGCGGUAUGGGAAAGUUUCCCUUCAGCAUCAUCGGAACGUCCCAGCAUAUGUACGUGGAGUUUGUGUCAUCCCCGGCGGGGCCGCUGCUCAACACCGGGUUCCACUUUAACGUCGGAAACUGGCCCGGGCACGUGGAAACCGUGGGAACGAAGCAUGGGGCCUGUGAUUGGCUGCUUAGCUCGGAUGCGUUGAAGGCCACAAGUGCGUCCGAAGGAAUCUUCCUCAGCGUGGCGCAUUGGUACCCACCGAACACCUCUUGCAGCUAUCAUAUCCAGGGCAAUGAGGGAGAAAUUGUGCGGCUGUACUUCCCGAGCUUCCGAAUCAACCGCAUCGAGGCGCCCAUCAUCCGGCACGAAGAGGACUGCGCCGAGUCGCUGACGAUCUACGACGCGAACCACCCGGACCCGGCCCGCAUCAUCAAGACGUUCUGCGACACGUUUUCCCGCCCGAUGGAGAAGAUCGACUUUGUGAGCACGGGCAGGUCGUUGUACGUGAAAUUUUUGAGCAAGACCGGGUCUUAUAGUGGGAGUUCGUUGUACUACUGGGCGCACUAUGACUUCUUUAACAAUUCGCGAUAUGGGGAUGUGGUGCAGAACACGCUGUGCGACGAGGUGUUUUACGCGUGGAAGUACAGCAAGGGUCAGCUGGGAUCGCCGAGGAACACGUUGAUUUAUAAGCGGGCGAGUGGGAGCGAUGUGAGGUGUCAGUACAAGUUUGUGACGGAUCGGAGGUUGUUCUCGAGGGUUGUGGUUGAGGUUACGUCGGUGACGUUUAAGGAGGUUCCGUAUUCGAUGAACGCUUGCACGCGGUGUCACGAAGAACGGGUGGAUAAGUUGAUAUUGUGGGAGGAGAAGGACAAGAAUCAGAACAGGUUGGCGUGCUUCUGCGAUAACAUUCCGAGGCCGGUGAGGGUGAUUUCUUCUGGGGAUCAGAUGAAUUUGGAGUUGAUUAUUCAGGGUCAGCACGCGACUACGAGCUACUUUAAGAAUCCGCACACAUUGUUCGAGGCGAACUACGAGUUUGCCCAUGGGCCGAUUUGUGGACCGAUUUCGUUGGGACCGUCGCCGGAUGGGGAGUUGGUGUUCCCGUACAAGAAUGCGCUGGGGAUUCAGUUGAAUGAGAAUCGUCGGGAGAAGUGCAUCUGGGAGUUGAAAGUAGCUGCCCAGCGGGAUCUCUGGUUGCACUUGGACAAGGCAAGGUUCGCAGAUCGUAGCUGUGAACAUGGUAGGAUCGAAGUCUACCUUGCAGGUCGUCUGGAACCGAGGUUCAUCAUCUGUCCGGAGAACGUGAGCCUCGCCCGAGAUUUACCAAUUCUUUCCGCCGCCGAACUCGGCGCCGUCGAAAACGAAAAUGAACCACUGCCAGUCCUAAUCCAGUACACCGGCGACAGUGCCGUCGGCAAGAACGCCUUCAAGUUCGUCUGGACGGAGCUGUUCCAUCUGCCGCGAAACGCCGACGGAACGCUCGCCACCUCUUCAAUGUUCAAGGACAGCUGUGACUUUUACUGCCCCGGCGAUCAGCACGUCUGUAUCCCCGAAUAUCUGCUGUGCAACGGCGUCCACAACUGCCCCAACGUGACCGGCCUCCGCGUCGUCGAGAGUAACAUCGAUAAAAACUACGAGUACAUCGAGGAGAACUACAUCCGGACCGGCCUGUUCGACAAGGACUUCCUGCUGAACAUCCCGUACCUAACGGACGAGGCGCCCGAACUGUGCCGAACCAAGUACAUCCCGUCCAACGGGGACUUCCCGGACGUGGUCGAGUGCUUCCAGUUCCCGGUAGUGCAGAUGGUCGUGGCCGGAGUCGUGCUAGCCACGCUGAUCAUCCUCGCCUUUACCAUCUACUGCCGGCUGUACGGGCAGAAGUACUACGACUGAGGUGAUUGGACGCCCGACGGUUCUGGUACUAAUCGUCCAACCAUUUCCGUACAGACCGUCGCCGUGUAGCUGAACUGAGAAGCAGCAUUCUAGCAGCCUGGUUUGGGGCAAAACAUCAGCAGAACAGAUAGUAAACGAGGGAACGUUCGGUGGUUACGAAAC
Messenger RNA from Culex quinquefasciatus (southern house mosquito), 3901 nucleotides. RefSeq lists its product as uncharacterized. The coding region runs from base 890 to 3739 and encodes 949 amino acids. The transcript is spliced from 8 exons. Lineage: Eukaryota; Metazoa; Arthropoda; Insecta; Diptera; Culicidae. Gene Ontology annotation, cellular component: plasma membrane. The record is from RefSeq and is a predicted model, not a curated record.